AUGACCAUUCUUAAAGCUUCAGUGGUCUUUGUACUAUUUCUGGUCGCAUUUGCUGUUGCUUUUUCAAUGAUAUUAAGCGAUAUGACAAUAUUCCGUGGGUUUGAUAUCGCAAUAGUUACAGUAUUAACCAUGAUGACUGGAGAGAUUAAUUAUGCCGAUACCUUCAGCCAUUUAAGUAGUACAGGAAGAUUGACUGGGUUUAAAGUUGAAUUAUUACUUUUUGGAAUUAUGGUUAUUGUUAUUAACAUUGCAUUUGCAAACUUGCUGAUUGGUCUUGCCGUCGGUGAUAUAAAUGAAGUCAAAGAAACAGCUAGCUUAAACCAAGCUAAAAAUCAUUUUCAGUUAAUUAUUGGAUCAUACGAAUCAUAUCCGAUGUUCAUUAAAAAGAUUAUGCAUAGUCCAGGAUUAACUAUCAGGAAAGAUAAACACUCGAGCUAUUCGCAAAAGCAAAUUUGGCAUAAUUUAACUGCCAAAUUAAAAUUCAUUCAAGAAGAUAAAAAUGAAGCUGAUCAGGAAACUAAUUUGAAAGACUUGAAAGCUCUCGUUUUAAGGCAACAAACGGAAAUAAGUCGGUUAAAAGAUUUAAUUGAAGACGCAAAAUCAGAUAUUAACUUUCAUGGCAAUAUCAACCGCACUGAAACCAAAAAACUGAUUGAUCAAGUCUUACAAGCAGUUAAAGCCGAUGGAAGUGAAAAAUAUUCCUUCGGCUAA
Trichoplax adhaerens is the source of this 711-nucleotide messenger RNA. RefSeq lists its product as uncharacterized. Bases 1 to 711 code for a protein of 236 amino acids. NCBI's taxonomy places the organism in Eukaryota, Metazoa, Placozoa, Uniplacotomia, Trichoplacea, Trichoplacidae. The record is from RefSeq and is a predicted model, not a curated record. The transcript has 5 exons.